GAAGUCUUUAUGAACAACUUCCAAGAUGAUGGUUACCUUUCGGUAACCUUUCAAUUGCUCCACUCGACUAGGACUAGCUGUUAGAUGAGAUGAACCUCACUUGAAUCAUCUCAGCUCACCAACACAGUGUUCACUUAAUUAUGAAACAUUUGGGUCGUCUACAACAAUACAUUAUUUUCUCAGAACAACAACCGAACUCGGUGGUAGCCAUAACCUCAACCUCAACCUCAACCUCAACGAAACCCCACUUCACUCCAUGUCAUGUCAUGCCAUGCCAAAGUGCUUCUCAAGCACUCACUGCGUUCACCUCUCCUCCAUCUUCAUCUGGGUGUUGUCUCCCAAACCCCAACACUUCCCUCUUACUCUUCCUCUUCCUCCUCCAACCAACCACCUCCUCCAGUUUCAGCUGAAAUCUUCAAAUCAGGUUCCCACAAAUGGGGUUCUUACAAGUUGGGAGAUUUAUCAUUCUAUUCCCUCAUUGAAAAACUCGCAGCUUCCUCUGAUUUCGCUUCAUUGGAAGAGCUUCUGCAGCAGAUGAAGCGUGAGAGGAGAGUUUUCAUUGAGAAGAAUUUCAUUGUUAUCUUCAAAGCUUAUGGGAAAGCCCAUUUCCCUGAAAAGGCUGUGAACUUGUUUCAUAGAAUGGAGGCUGAGUUUCAUUGUAAGCAAACUGUGAAAUCGUUUAAUUCUGUUCUCAAUGUGAUUAUUCAAGAGGGUCAUUUUCAUCGUGCAUUGGAGUUUUACUCUCAUGUGUGCAAGAGUUUGAACAUUCAACCAAAUGGACUUACAUUUAACUUGGUGAUUAAGGCCUUGUGUAAGGUUGGUUUGGUUGAUCAAGCUGUUGAAGUUUUCAGAGGGAUUCAUUUGAGGAAUUGUGCUCCUGAUAGUUAUACAUAUUCUACUUUGAUGGAUGGGUUGUGCAAGGAGGGGAGGAUUGAUGAGGCGGUUUCGUUGUUGGAUGAGAUGCAGAUUGAAGGAACGUUCCCGAACCCUUUUGUGUUUAAUGUGUUGAUCAGUGCAUUGUGCAAAAAGGGUGACUUGGUACGUGCAGCCAAGCUGGUUGAUAAUAUGUCUCUGAAGGGUUGUGUCCCCAAUGAGGUGACUUACAAUACACUUGUCGAUGGGCUUUGUCGGAAGGGUAAGUUGAACAAGGCGGUGAGUCUCUUGAAUCAAAUGGUGGCGAAUAAAUGCGUGCCUAAUGAUGUUACUUUCGGGACGCUUGUUCAUGGGUUUGUUAAGCAAGGUAGAGCUUCUGAUGGGGCUUCUGUGUUGAUCUCAUUGGAAGAGAGGGGUCACCGUGGGAAUGAGUAUAUUUACUCAUCUCUUAUAAGUGGCCUGUUUAAGGAAGGAAAAUUUGAGCAUGCAAUGCAGUUGUGGAAGGAAAUGAUGGAAAAAGGAUGCGAGCCAAAUACUGUAGUGUAUAGUGCUCUUAUAGAUGGUCUUUGCCGAGAAGGGAAGGCAGAUGAAGCUAGGGAGUACCUAAUUGAGAUGAAGAAUAAAGGUCACCUCCCGAAUUCUUUCACUUAUAGCUCCUUAAUGAGGGGUUUUUUUGAAGCAGGGGAUUGUCAUAAAGCUAUUCUUGUUUGGAAAGAGAUGAAAAAUAAUAGCUGCAAUCAUAAUGAGGUUUGUUACAGUAUACUCAUUAAUGGAUUGUGCAAGAAUGGGAAGCUUAUGGAGGCUAUGAUGGUGUGGAAGCAAAUGCUGAGUAGAGGAAUAAAAUUAGAUGUUGUGGCUUACAGUUCAAUGAUUCAUGGCUUUUGUAAUGCUCAACUAGUAGAUCAAGGGAUGAAACUUUUCAAUCAGAUGCUCUGUCAAGAGGCGGAGUUACAACCAGAUGUGGCUACAUAUAACAUACUUUUAAAUGCUUUUUACCAGCAGAAUAACAUCUCCCGCGCUAUGGAUGUUCUAAAUAUCAUGCUAGAUCAAGGAUGUGAUCCUGAUUUUAUUACUUGUGAUAUUUUCUUGAAAACUUUAAGAGACAAUAUGAACCCACCUCAAGAUGGGAGGGAGUUUCUUGAUGAGCUUGUAGUCCGGUUAGUUAAGCGACAGAGAACAAUAGGUGCUUCCAAAAUUAUAGAAGUGAUGCUAGAUAGGUGUUUGUUGCCGGAAGCUUCUACAUGGGCCAUAGUUGUUCAACAGCUCUGCAAACCUAGAAACAUUAGAAAAGCCAUUAGUGAGUGCUGGAGUAGGCUGUGUUGCUAAUAUCUUGUAAGAUGUGUUAUGCUACUGCAGUUUCCUUGGGCCAUAGUUGUUGGUGUAGGCUCUGUUGCUAAUAUACUGGGAUUUCUGGAUGAAGGUCCUCAAACACAAGGGCCUCUAACUUUAUAUGCACAGAUACAGUGAUAAAAAUCAGAUGGAAUCUACAUUCAUCAGAUGAAAGUCAAUGGUGAUGGACUUGUGAACCAGAUUACUGCAUAAUACCAACAGAUAGAAGUGCAAUUUUCUUUUGUGAGCACGUACAGAGUUCAUAGGUUGCUUUGUUCUAAUUGCCAAGGAAAAGAAUGCAAGGUUCAUAUUCUGAUUACACUAGUCUCUCAGAGACUCAGACCCAUCAUUAUCUGUCCAUUCCAUUGGUCCGGGAUCCUAGGUCUGUAAAAAUAUUGAAGUUACCAACUAUACUCUAACCAUCAGAGUUGAAGGUACAGAUUGAAUGGAAAAAUUGUGGGGCUGAUCGAUGAAACCAAUUGCUAAAGCCUAAAGUGUCCGCAAUUGUUGUCAGAAAAACAGAACUUUUGUUUGAUACUUCAUUCUUGAUUUUAAAACUUAAAUCUGUUAGUAGAUUAUAACUUUUAUUUUUUGUAUAGAUAACAAUUUACUCUGUCAAUGACAUGCCCCAUUGGCUAUGUUAAUUUUGAUGAUUCAGGAUAGAGGUAUGAAUAUGAUUAUUUUUUGGUUAGUGUUUUGCUCUA
This is a messenger RNA of Lotus japonicus, 2906 nucleotides long. Its product is annotated as pentatricopeptide repeat-containing protein At4g20090. The transcript has a single exon. NCBI's taxonomy places the organism in Eukaryota, Viridiplantae, Streptophyta, Magnoliopsida, Fabales, Fabaceae. The record is from RefSeq and is a predicted model, not a curated record. Bases 262 to 2199 code for a protein of 645 amino acids. Gene Ontology annotation, molecular function: protein binding.